Messenger RNA from Epinephelus fuscoguttatus (brown-marbled grouper), 4634 nucleotides. It is a transcript of the gene znf217, whose product is annotated as zinc finger protein 217. The record is from RefSeq and is a predicted model, not a curated record. Gene Ontology annotation, molecular function: DNA-binding transcription factor activity, RNA polymerase II-specific; RNA polymerase II cis-regulatory region sequence-specific DNA binding. Gene Ontology annotation, cellular component: nucleus. The transcript is spliced from 5 exons. Lineage: Eukaryota; Metazoa; Chordata; Actinopteri; Perciformes; Serranidae. The coding region runs from base 186 to 3092 and encodes 968 amino acids. Gene Ontology annotation, biological process: regulation of DNA-templated transcription.
UACAGUUUGGUCGAAGUCGGGACAACAGAGAGAAAAGAGUUGCUAACGUUGGUGUCGUCACAGUGCGCGUGAGCCUGCGCUGGAGUUAGCGUAUUGUGAAGUAACUUUAUCCGGGCUGAGUUUCCAAAGUGGCGUUAAACUAAUCAAUAAGUUCCUAUUAAUCUGGACGGCGUUGUUGUAGGACAAUGCCGACUCACUCGCUGUCGCCGUUUGCGGAGAGCCCAGAUGGACUUGCCCAAGAUAUUCUUAUUAGUAACAAUGCAAGCAUCCCAGGGCCGGGCUCGAGCAUGACACCACACACCACCUACUCAGAGAAGGCUGUGUCGCAAUCAGGAGGAAGUGUGUCGUGUAUGUUCUGUGAGCAGACUUUUACACAUCAGGAUGAGCUAGGACCCCACGUGUUAACAGAGCACCCUACUACUUUCUUUGAGCCAGCUGUGCUCAGAGUGGAAGCAGAGUUCAGGAUCCCAGGAGAGAGGCCCCACCCCGAAGAGAGCAGCCUGAAUGCUGCUGACAAAGAGGAGGUGCACAGCUGUAUCGUGUGCAGUCAGGUGUCGCAAGAUGCCAGUGAGCUGGAGACCCACAUGAGGAAGCACAAGGACUACUUUACUUACUGCUGCAAUGUCUGCGGACGGCGUUUCAGAGAGCCGUGGUUCCUCAAGAAUCACAUGAAGAUGCAUGUAAAGCCAGGACCAAAGAGCAAGGCCCAGCAAGACCUGGAGACCCCGGCUACAGUCAACGGCAUCAUCCAAGACCCUGCUUCAGAGCCUGUGGUCACAGUUUACAAAAUGUGCAUGGUUUGUGGGUUUUUCUUCCCCGACCACGACAGCUUGGCUGAACAUAGUAAAGUACACAAUAGAGAGGUGGAGCCUGGCAAAGACAAGGACAAGGAGAAGGUGGAUGGCACGACUGAAUCCCUUGACAAACAGGAAGCAUUUCUUCACAGUCUAAACCUCAUGCCUCGCUCCUCUGUAAAUAGUUUGCAACAUGAGAGAUCAUCAAAAUGGAUUCCCCAGCUUGAUCCCUUCAACACAUACCAGGCCUGGCAACUUGCUACAAAGGGAAAGAUAGCAGUAGGUCCAAAUAAUAUUAAAGAUAUUGGCCUAGACGCCAGCACAGACAAUGAAGAAUGCAGCUCUGAUAAGGAGGAGAUGAAUAUUUGGUCUGAGGGUCAAGGAGACAAAGCUGCGAAAGAGGGCCUUGGGAGGGAGCUCAGAUCUCAGCAGCAGGCUGUGGUAGGAAACGCAGCGCUGCAGCGGAGGUCUCUAAUGCAAAAAAAUAAAGACAAAGAAAGACCAACUACUUGUGAGGAGUGUCAGAGAACCUUCAGGACCUACCACCAGUUAGUGCUCCACUCCAGGGUCCACAAGCGUGAGAGGGCUGGUGGAGAGAGCCCAACUUCCUCUGUAGAUGGGAAGUUGUCAAGAGUGGGCUCACUUGAGCAGGCAGAGGAGGGCAGCGAGGAGGGCUUUGAGGAGGCAGCACUGGCAGAAAAUCCAGGUGAAGAUGGAUCAAAAGUCAGAUCGAAAGGAUGCAGUUACUGCGGCAAAUCAUUCCGAUCAAGCUAUUACCUCACAGUUCACCUGAGGACCCACACAGGUGAAAAACCAUUCAAAUGUGCUUACUGUGACUACGCUGCAGCCCAGAAGACUUCACUGAAGUACCACCUGGAUCGGCGUCACAAGGACAAACCCUACGUGGACAUUUCCAACAGGUCCAUGCCUUUAGUGCCUUUUCCUAAUGAGAGAAAACACGUAAUUGACAAUGAAAAUCCUGCUCCAAAUAGAUCCAAACUCUGGGUUCCCGGAGCCAGAUCGUGCACCAGUGGAACACCAGAGGACACAUUUGAUAGCACAGGUAGCAAGCUUGGCAAACCACUCGUCCAGAUGAAUGCUGAGUACGAGAAAUUAAUUGCAAAGUCUGCUUACUCACCUACUGACGAUGUGGUCGUAAAGUGUCCCGUACCUGUUAACCUGAAGAUGGAAAGGGAAGAGAUAAAAGUUGAGAACUCUGAGGCCCCAUUAAAUCUGUCCUUAAAAGUGUCUCUCUCCAUCUCUGCCAGUGCAGAACCCAGAAAUGGAUUAAUUCCAAUUGCCUGUUCAUUUUGUGCGUAUAAAACCAUGUACCCAGAGGUUCUCAUCAUGCACAAAAAACUCACUCAUAAAGAUAAGUCAGACAGCAUGAAAAAGAUUGGAUACAGCAGUUUGAAACAAAAACGUUACACAGGUUGUCCCCCUGCGCUUGAUGGGAAAGACGUCACCCCGCUUCCGAUGUUUGACCGGCGCCACCCUCGUCGAACCAAGUCCCCUCCCCCUCAGACUGCAAAGCCACAAGAAAAGACACCCAGUAACCCACCUCAUGCACCCAAGCAGUCCCCUAUCCAUGCACCUGUACAUGAUGAGACUCAGCGUUACACACAUAACAGUGACACACUCCCCAGUCAGGAACCCUCCAGGUAUACGGAGCUCAUGAGGAAAACCAACACAGGCAGCAAGUACACCAUGGAGCGAGCAGGCCCCCCAGACAGAGUGGGCAUCGGUGAGAGGAGUUACCCAGCCAGAAGUGGUGUCAUCUGGCACUCGGACGCUGCCAGGCUGUGCCUGUCGAGCCGAUUUGGGAGCCUCCCUCAGAUGGAUUUUGGUGAACCUUCCAGCAAGAGAUUAAAGUACGCAGUACCUCCAGGCAGGGAAGCUGACACCAGUGAGAAGCCUGGCUUUAGAGGACCAGCAGGGAAUGUGUCCAACAGGCUGCUUAUCUCAGGGAGGAGUGUGAAAACACCGCCACAAAUGUCGGGCCCAUCCACCGUCUCUGAGACCCUGGGCCCUUUGAAGGCUACAUCUACAGCUAUCGGAGGAGGCUUGGAUUCUGAGUGGAGCAUGAUGAACCUUCUGCGCUCCUACCCACCCAAUGACCUGGCAUCCCUCUAUCACAGCGCACCAGUCAACCCCAGUCAUGGAGGACUGGCCAACCCAAGAUCAGGGGGCAGAACUGUGCUGUACCAACACUUACCCACUCUGCCCAACCUUCAGAGGAGAGACCCCCCGGGCGCUUUCCCUAAUCAACGCUAUGGGACCACUGAUAAAAGUAACUAAAGUGGCACCAAGGUAAAAGGUUGAAAACAUUUUCAAACCAUCAACAGAAUUGUUGAAAAGUUUUACCUGGUACUAAUAUUUGAAAACAUGAAAAGUAUUUUUCUUCUUCUCUCUAGAUUUGCUGCUCCCUUAUUUUGGAGAACGUCUUAAAAUAAUUCAAUAUACUGAUUAAAGAGAGGUGGUUUGUGCUGAAAAAAGUACCUAGGCUCCCCUGAUUUAGCAAUUUUUUUGAAUAGAGGGAAAUUGUGUUGCAAAGACAUUUCAGGCCCGAGGCCUUUAGUGUACAUUUGUUUUCUUUUUUGAAUGAGAAGUGCAAAUCAUCUCUCCUAACAGACGUUAUUUCACUGGUGUGCACUCAGAGUUGUUGCUUAAUCCAUGUUUGACCCACACUAAUGCUCAGAUAUCUGUAAAUGUCUAUGACAUAACAGUAAAAGUUGUAUGUGGGAUAACAUAAAUAUAUUUGUAAGCUUUCAGUACAUGAAAAUAUAUAAAGUAAAAACUUAAGAAAAUGUAAUUUGUGUGAAAAAUUGCUGCUCUGUUCAUUUACUGUUCAUGUCCAGGCAGUGAUUAAGCACUAUUUUUUGUCCUUUUCCAAGGCACUGAAGGGUGGGGAUUUUCUGUUUGAUAGCACCAUGGCUUGGGCCCAGUGGUUUACAAACAGGCCACAGUAACAAGUCCUGUGAACGUAGAAGUGGUCUACCUCAUGUUAUGCCCUCGACACUGUUCUUAUUGUAAAGCUGCUGUAGCUACCAUGUCAGCUGAGCCUCUGUCCGUAGCUGUCUUAUCGACCAGAGAUGGAUGUUUUGAGUUGAAGUAGAACUAGAUGGGCAUGUGUUUGUCAGGCGUCACGGUCGUUUGGAGGCACCACAUUAAACACAAACUGAUCUGGUGAUACAGAACAACUACUGCUGAGGCCAUAUUGACCUGUGGCACGAUUAUCUGUAACACAGUGUGGAGUUCUUUGAUACUGUUGGUAUUAACAAGCCCAGUUUUAAACACAGAACAUGUUUUCUGGUUAAUUGUUCUUUAGAAACAGCCGUCAUCUGCUUUAGUGGUGCCUGAAAUCCAUAAGCUGUAAACUGUACCAAAUCUCAUGAGUUCUGUUUGUGAAUGAAGUGGUCAUGCUGAAUUAUUUGGACUGCACAUUUAGUCACUUUUCAGGAGUUUGCUUUCACUAUGCAGAGUCUUGAAAGUGUUUUGUUUCAAGUGGAGGCAGUCAGUCCCAGCUGGUCAUCAAGUGGUCCUUCAGACUGUAUGACUGUAGUUUUGAAAAAUGAAAAAACAACAACAACAACAACAAAAAAAACCAGAAGCAGCUGUGUUGAUUAAUGGCUCGAUUAAUUACACUGUGAACAAAAGGUCUCAGGUUAACUCAUUUACGAGCUAUUUAGUCUGUUGUGUGAUCUAGUAGUUUGCCACUUUGAAAGGCUCGGGUUAAGUUAUUUCUUUCUUUUUUUGUUUGGUAUUCACAUUACAUGUGUACUUAUGUAAAAAUGAAAAUAUUGUUUGAGAGUUGUAUGACACAUUUCAAUAAUAAAGUGA